GCUGUGGCGCGGCCAAGAAGGUCGCAGGCCUACCAGCGGGUGGUGGAGGAGUCGAUGCGGAAGGUUCGGGACCUGGGAUCCCCAGCCAGGAGGCCCUCGGAGUUGGCAAGGAAGAGGGCCAACAACAAGCAGGAGACGGAGAGCGUGCCCAGGCUCAGCCGUCGCCUCAGGAAGUACGUGGCGUUCAAGGAGCGGGUCCAGCUGGCCAAGAAGGAGAAGAAGCGCAAACAGACGGCGCUGGAGGAGGAGCAGGUCACAUCGCUGGUGAAGGCCUCCAUGCCGAGGGCGCUGGCGAGGAAACUGUUCGAGGCCAAGAAGCGCACCCAGCAGGGUGUGCCCACCAUCGUGCACGGGCUCGCGUUCAAGAAGGACUUCGGCAUCGGGCAGAGCCGUGUGGUCGAGUACGGAGUGGAGGUGGAGAACCGCUUCGAGCAGCUUGGCCAGGGCGUCGGUGACGAGUCGAUGGACGAGCAGGAGCGUUACGACGACGACCAGCAGCAGGAGGAGAAGGAGCAGGAGGCCAACGAAGAUAGCACGGAGCACACGCAGCAGGGCUUUGGCGCAGGUGGUUGUGCGCUGCUUCGUGCGUUGGAGAAGUACGACGCGGACGGCAACGGGUGCGUGGCGGUGGCGGGGUUGCGCAUCAUGUUCGAGGAGUGUGACUUCGGGGUGCAGGGGGAGAAGACUGCGGAGCUGAAUGUCGACCAGAAGGCAGGCGGCCCUGCCGAGCUGGAGGACCUGCCGCAUAUUCCAGCCGUUCCCACCCUCGUGAGCGAGGGGAUCGGCGACGGCGAGCUCCUGAAGCUAGCAGUCGAGAAGUUCGGGCUGAACUGGGAGGAGGUCGGCUACGCCUACCAGCAGGGCCGCCUCCGAGAG
This is a messenger RNA of Prorocentrum cordatum, 876 nucleotides long. Lineage: Eukaryota; Dinophyceae; Prorocentrales; Prorocentraceae. The record is from the annotation of a GenBank genome assembly.